AUGCAAAUUGGCGGCGUGCAAGCGGCCUUCCGCUAUUCUACGGCGCAUGUCCACCUCAGACGUGCUUGCGAAGUGCGGAAAAACCACGCCGAGUGGCACACUGGGUCUGACACUGACGGGGACUUCUUCCAGCUCGAGCGAUAUGGUUCCUCUCUCGUCGAUGAGUCCGCUUGUAGCGCGUCGCAAUUUAGCGUUCCGCCCCAGAUAUAUGCGAACCGUCUCACAGAGGUCGUCUGCGUAAAUGCGAUCAAGAAGCACAUUCUCCCUUGCGAGGAUUCCUUCAUUAUAACCAAGGCGAGUCUAUCGAUGAUCAUGCCCAUGUUCAUCGUGGACCCUGAAUGUGGCACGAACACGAGCUUCGACCCCGCGGCCACGGAGAGCGUCAUCAACCAGAAGGGGCCGAACCGCAAGCAUAUCUUCGACUUCGUGAAAGCGAGUUCGACACACCUGCAGCUCGAGUACAUCGACGUUCUCCAGUACCAUCGCUUCAACUAUACCACGCCGAUUGCGGAGGCGAUACGUGCCGAUGAUGCAAGCUCGGCACGACGUCGUGAAGGCGGGAUACCUCCGCUACAUCGGCAUAAGCUCCUGCUAAGCCUACCAAUAGUACGCCGCUCGAAAUCCCCGUGCUGUCGCAAGGAACACUCUAGCCCUAACAUUUCCGUGGACUACGCGAUCGCGCACAACCUGACGCCACUCGUCUCGAUACAGAACGACCACUCACCCAUGUACCGCAAGGAGGAGCGCGAGAUGUUCCCGACGCUGACGAUACAUGGGGUCGGCUCUAUCCCAUGGUCGCCCCUCGCGCGCGGGCUCCUCAGCCGGCCGAACGCUGCGUCGUCCAAGCGCGGUGACGCCGAUCCCGGUGUCAUUCUGUCGACGCAGAGCUUGGCGCAAGACCUUUGUCACACAUCUCCACGUGCGCACAUACGCAAGUCCGAGCAAGUCGAUAUCGCGAUCCCUGGCACUACGGGCAUCCACGAGUUGUUUAAGCACGCCAUAACACUUUGCGCGAGAGAUACUCCUCCCUCGGUCUACGACAUGUUCGGCAUCGUCGUCGUCGUAGUGAAGACCAAGUACGACAUCUUUUCUAACACUCCAGGAUUCGCAUUUCCGGCCGCCGAGGAUCUCGCCGGACAUUCCGUCCUAGCACUAUACCACAAAUCGGCGAAGAUCCUUUGCAAUGCAAAGUCGACACUGUUGUGCGUCAUGGCCGCACCAGAACUCGAGCUCGCGCGUUCGCAGGCACAAAAGAUUCCGAAAUUGACUGCAUUUCGAUCGUGGACAGCGUACCGGUCGUUCAAAUCCGCCGAUCACGACCCCAAGUACGCGCUGCUCACGCACGCCGCACGUUACACCGGGAUUCCGUUCUCUCGCCUGGCGGAAGCUCACGGACGUGUCGCCGCUCGCAGUGCGCAUACCCGUGUGGGCGACGGUUUCAUAAGCGGCGCACUCCUCAGUUAA
This is a messenger RNA of Trametes versicolor FP-101664 SS1, 1464 nucleotides long. RefSeq lists its product as uncharacterized. The transcript is spliced from 8 exons. The record is from RefSeq and is a predicted model, not a curated record. The coding region runs from base 1 to 1464 and encodes 487 amino acids. Lineage: Eukaryota; Fungi; Basidiomycota; Agaricomycetes; Polyporales; Polyporaceae.